AAUUUCUCACUAUUUUUUCCCCUCUCAAUAUAAUCACCAGAAUCUUCUAUUAAAAACAUUGAAUCAUGAAGGCAACAAGCAAACUAGGCAAGUGCUUGAGAGCCCCAAUCCGAGUCCUGACCAGCGUCCGCGACUUGUACAUUAAGGGCAUGAACGGGUGCGCGGGUAGAGUUCAGUCCGCGGGUGCGUUGGCCUACCCGUCCUUCACCGAGCUCAACUGCGUUUAUAGUAACUCGGCGAGGUCGAGCGCCAGCGACGACGAUCUCCGCGAGCUAAUACGGGCUGCGUCGGUGGGCCGGGUCCAAGGCCCAGUUAGGCGAAGCCAGAGCGUUGUGGUCGGAAGAAUUGAUGAGGAUGAGCCUUGCGAGUUUAAAGAGGAUGUUAAGGUGGGAUCCGAUUUGUUAUUUCCUAGAAGUAGGAGUUACGCUGUUGGGGUCAAGAGAAUUAGGACCAAGGUUUUGGUUUGAUUAAGGUGUGUUUUCAUUUGGUUUAUUUAAUUUAAGGUGGUGAUUGGGUGUGUAAAGGUAAUUAAUGGCAUAGUUAGAUGCAUUUCACUAUUUUCGGGUUUGUGUUUUUUUCCUCCUUUUUUUGGCUUAAUUUUUGUUGGGUUUAUCAUUUACUUUUCUUGGUUUGUUAAGCGGGAUUGUGAAUUUGUGAUGUAUGUUUA
Molecule: messenger RNA, 667 nt
Organism: Asparagus officinalis (garden asparagus)
Lineage: Eukaryota; Viridiplantae; Streptophyta; Magnoliopsida; Asparagales; Asparagaceae
Exons: 1
Coding region: 66-467 (133 amino acids)
Source: RefSeq, a predicted model, not a curated record